Molecule: messenger RNA, 3636 nt
Organism: Exophiala mesophila
Lineage: Eukaryota; Fungi; Ascomycota; Eurotiomycetes; Chaetothyriales; Herpotrichiellaceae
Exons: 2
Coding region: 1-3324 (1107 amino acids)
Biological process (GO): nucleotide-excision repair, DNA gap filling; DNA-templated DNA replication; DNA replication proofreading
Cellular component (GO): delta DNA polymerase complex
Molecular function (GO): DNA-directed DNA polymerase activity; 3'-5'-DNA exonuclease activity; DNA binding
Source: RefSeq, a predicted model, not a curated record
AUGCCUGGUCGACUGGUAGAGAAGUCUCAGAAGAGAGUCCUUGCUGACGCCACCAACACCCACAAUGUCCUCAAGUCCCCCUCCUCGGCAAAGAAGAGGAAACUCAACGACACCGGCCUCAAUGCCAAUUUCACAUCCUCACAAGCCGCCCAGAAUGGCGUACGAUCUAAAUUUGGGUCUAGUCAGCCCAAGAGCCAUUUCGAGACCGAGGUGCUUGCGAAGAUGACCCAGGACAUCACUGGCUUGAAGGAGAAUAAUUCAGAAAAAGAUCAGCAAUGGGACCGUCCGAGUCUCGAUGAUUUCAAACCCGACACAGAUGACCUCUGCUUUCAGCAGAUAGAGAUUGAAGAGGGUACUCUUCACGGGGGUAGAGUCACGUUGAAAAUGUUUGGUGUCUCAGAGACCGGCCAUUCCAUUCUCCUCCAUGUUACCGACUUUUUGCAUUACCUCUAUGUCGCCGCCCCCGUCAACUUCCAGCGUCAAGAUGUCGAAGGGUACAAAGCUUUCUUGGAGGCCCAACUUGCACAACAUCAGCCCGCAAUCCACUCCGUCCAAAUGGUUCUACGUGAAAAUCUAUAUGGCUUCCAGGGCAAUCAGAAGAGCCCAUACCUCAAAAUCACCGUCACAGACCCCAAGUUCAUCAACAAACUGCGUUCGGCACUUGAAGACGGUCGGGGGAACUAUAAAGGCAUGUGGAAAGCGGUCGAGGGCAAGAUCUUGACCUUUGACAGCAUCCAAUAUGUUCUACGCUUCAUGAUUGACACGGGAGUUUCUGGAAUGUCCUGGAUUGGCGUUGGGCCAGGAAAAUACAAUGUCAUGCCUCAGCACGAACGCCAGUCCAACUGCCAGAUCGAAGCAUAUUGCCAUUAUCGAGAUCUUAUCUCUCACGGCUCCGAAGGACAAUGGGCGAAGAUGGCCCCACUCAGAAUUUUGUCCUUUGAUAUCGAGUGUGCAGGCAGGAAAGGUGUCUUCCCUGAACCAAACAUCGAUCCUGUCAUUCAAAUCGCCAAUGUGGUCACCAGAUACGGAGAAACCAAACCAUUUGUCCGCAAUGUUUUCGUCCUGGAUACCUGCAGCUUAAUAGUCAACACCCAAAUCUACGAGCACGACUCCGAGGCCAAAAUGCUCAUGGCCUGGCGCGAUUUUCUCGAAAAAGUCGACCCCGAUGUCAUCAUCGGCUACAAUAUUGCCAACUUCGACUUUCCAUAUCUUCUCGACAGAGCAAGACAUUUGAAACUGACAAAGUUCCCAUACUGGACUCGAAUGAAGAGCGUAAUAUCUUCUUCGCAAAGCACAAGCUUCAGCAGUAAACAGAUGGGCAACCGCGACACCAAAUCUACCAACACCAAUGGACGUAUCCAACUUGAUCUUUUACAAUUAGUCCAGCGCGACCACCAACUGCGCAGUUAUACUCUCAACUCGGUGUGUGCGCAUUUCCUGGGAGAGCAGAAAGAAGAUGUCCACCAUACAAUGAUUACAGAAUUGUUUAAUGGUACACCUGACUCCCGACGAAGAUUGGCUGUAUACUGUCUCAAAGAUGCAUACCUGCCACAACGGCUUAUGGACAAACUCAUGUGUUUGGUCAACUAUACCGAAAUGGCCAGAGUCACUGGUGUCCCAUUCAACUAUCUCCUCGCUCGUGGUCAGCAAGUCAAGUUCAUCAGUCAGCUGUUUCGCAAAGCACUCGAACACCAGCUUGUCAUUCCGAAUCUGCCGAAUGAAAGUUCUGACGACCAGUAUGAAGGUGCGACUGUCAUCGAACCGAUCCGAGGAUAUUACGAUGUCCCUAUCGCUACACUGGAUUUCGCUUCUCUAUAUCCCUCAAUCAUGCAAGCACACAACUUGUGCUAUACGACCCUCCUCAACAAGAAUAGUAUUGACAAACUUAACCUCAAGAAAGACGAAGAUUACAUCCUGACUCCCAACGGCGACUACUUCUGUACUGCCAAGGUCCGCAAAGGUCUGCUCACGCAAAUUCUGGAAGAAUUGCUGGGUGCACGGAAGCGAGCAAAGAAAGAGCUCGCGAGCGAGACAGACCCUUUCAAAAAGGCCGUUCUUAACGGUCGUCAGCUGGCCUUGAAGAUUUCGGCCAAUUCAGUCUACGGUAUCACUGGUGCGACGGUCGGAAAACUACCAUGUCUUGCUAUUGCGUCAAGCACGACUGCCUAUGGCCGUCAGAUGAUUGAGAAAACAAAGCACGAAGUCGAGACCAAGUACACUAUCGCCAAUGGCUACUCCCAUGAUGCACAGGUCAUCUACGGUGACACGGAUUCAGUCAUGGUCAAGUUCGGAGAGAAAGAUCUAGCGAAGACUAUGGAAUUAGGCAAUGAAGCUGCUAAUUUUGUCAGUUCAAAGUUCACCAAACCCAUCAAGCUGGAAUUCGAGAAAGUCUACUUUCCGUACCUGCUGAUCAACAAGAAACGUUACGCAGGAUUGUACUGGACCAAUCCUGACAAGCACGACAAAAUGGACAGCAAAGGUAUCGAGACCGUACGAAGAGACAACUGCCGGCUCGUCCAGGUCGUGAUCGAGACUGUCCUUAAGAAGAUUCUCAUCGAUCGAGACCUGGACGGAGCGCAAGACUACGUCAAAGAAACCAUUUCCAACCUUCUCCAGAACAAGAUCGAUUUGUCUAUGCUAGUCAUCACCAAAGCCCUCUCGAAGAAAGAAUAUGACGGCAAACAAGCUCACGUGGAACUUGCAGAACGCAUGCGCAAACGUGAUGCAGGCUCAGCUCCCGCCCUCGGCGAUCGUGUCGCCUACGUGAUCAUCAAGGGCUCCGCCGGCAGUAAGAACUACGAAAAAUCCGAAGACCCCAUGUACGUGUUAGAGAACAACGUGCCCAUCGACACCAAAUACUACCUGGACAACCAACUCGCGAAUCCACUAGGGCGGAUCUUCGAACCCAUCCUUGGUGAACGUCGCGCGAAUUCCCUCUUGGCAGGAGAUCACACCCGGUCGAUUUCAGUGGCAGCACCGACGUUGGGAGGCUUGAUGAAAUUCGCCAAAAAGACACAGACAUGCAUGGGGUGCAAGAAACCGCUGGUCGGCAAGGAAGAAGCACAGGGUGCCGUGUGCGAGAACUGCCGGCCGCGGAUCGGCGAGUUGUAUUCACGCCAGGUGAAGAAAACAGGCGACCUCGAAGUGCGCUUCAAUCGCCUGUGGACUCAAUGUCAGCGAUGCCAGGGCAGUAUGCAUUCUGAGGUCUUGUGCUCCAGUAAAGAUUGUCCCAUCUUUUACAUGCGUAUGAAGGCACGUAAGGAGGUGGAGGAAUCUGGCCGCGAGUUGGCUAGGUUUGAUCAUGACGUUGGUGCGCUUUGGUAAUUGUGAUUUGUGGAGGAUGGUCUGCUCUGGUGUGGCCUGAACCAAUGUGUUGGUCUAUCAAUCCGUGCUUUGGAGCGAAGAUUCACGUGUGAAGACAGAGUUCUUAUGAUACGAAGACGUAUUCGCUUUUUCUACAUGAUCCUAUGGCGUUGCGUGUCUCUCGCAUCCUUGGUAACACCUGAAUUCGUGGGAUCAGUGAGAUGAUAAAACAGAGGCGUCCUCACUCAGGUAUUGAUCACGGUAAUGAUUAUCCUAUAGGCUGUCGUCAUGAGAGGCAGAGUCAUACAUAGGCCAAAAUCGUAGUUCAACUCG